GGAGGGUCCGCUCCUGUCAGUGUUCUUGACUGACCUCACUUAUUGACUAUGUCAAUCGUGAUUUGUAGGUAAUGGUGUCAUAGGUACAAAUAUACUGAACGUGUGUAUGGAGUAAAGUAGGUGUGUGUCACAGAAAGCACAUACUGAACUGUGGGUAUUAGUGUGGUAUCUACAGGUAAUCAUGCUCUGCCUUGCAAAAGGAGUCAGCUUAUCUCAUAAAUGUACAUAGAAUUCUGCCUUAUGCUGACAUGAGCACUUGGAAUUUCAAUCAGGAAGACACGCAUAUAUAAAUAGCUGGAGUCAAACCUUCAGCAGCAGUUACCAGCCAGUAUUCAACUCCUAACAUUCAAAAAGCCAGAAGUUGAGGGCAGAACGAUUUUACAACAAUGGUCAUGCUCCUCGUUGGUCUCCUCACCCUGUCGUGUCUCCCCGGGUCGGUUCUCGGCUCCGAUGAUGAUAGAGACGCCCUUCUGUACAGAGUUGACAUCACCCUUCCUCCUAAGGAGGGGAGGGAUGAGACGGCAGACAUAUUGCAGAUUAAGACAACAGUGGAGGGUCUAACUGACAUCAAAGUUCUAUUUUCAUUUAAGGAACUCGGGAACUCAAGGGUAAUUUUUGUUCUUGGUGUUGAGAAAGCUUGCAGCUGGCCACAGUUGACAACCUUUCUGUCACGAAAGGGCUAUGAGGUGAAGACGACCCCAGUGUACCGCUGCAGUGACUACGCCCGGGAACUUGGGGUCAAUAUGUCCAGAGACUUUUAUGAUAUGUCUCUCAAGGAUGAUGAUCACUUACAGCUUGGCAAGCAAAUAUUUUACGUCAAAGAUUUAACAACAGCUGAGUUUGACGAGAAGAUGAGACAGAUGUUUGUGAGAGACAUGGGCAUUCUGAAAACAGGUCAACGGGCAGCAUGUUUCAGAACUCUUGCAAGCCUUCCAGUUGAGUUGAUGCACUUCGCGCCAGUUGACCCUCAGAAAAUCGAGGCGAUAGAGGAAAUCUUGCAUGGACCCGAUACCUUUGACCUUGAAAUCAUUCGAAUCCAGAACCUUGCUCCAUACGGGGGAGGGUGUCAGUGAAAAGAUGUAGUUUCCUAUGUGGCCUGACAGUAAAGGAUUAUAUAUAACGGUCCACUAAUAGUUUCAAACCUUGAAACCAUAUAUUCAGAAGGAAUACAUUUUAAACAUGUACACGGAAAGAAUGAUAUGUAAUCAUCUUUGAAUAAAGUUUGUCAUUCCUUUCA
Haliotis rufescens (red abalone) is the source of this 1237-nucleotide messenger RNA. RefSeq lists its product as uncharacterized. Lineage: Eukaryota; Metazoa; Mollusca; Gastropoda; Lepetellida; Haliotidae. The record is from RefSeq and is a predicted model, not a curated record. Bases 387 to 1073 code for a protein of 228 amino acids. The transcript has 6 exons.